AUGGUUUCACCCAACAACAUGGCGGCGCAUAGUAAACUUCUGAAGUUCACACCGAGAAAUUCUGCUCUUAUUACCGCAGCCGGUAUCGCAGCAUAUUUCAUUUAUAAAAGGGCGAACAAGAAAGCAACGAAAAGGUUUGAUAAUUUUACUACAUAUCCAGUUUAAUUGGCUCAGCGUUUAGUUCAAAAUGUUGAUCAAAUUAAAUAUCACUUUACUCACGUUUUAAUUACUAAUUAUUAUUAAUAAAAAUAACAAAAGUUUUUAAACUGACUUUUAUUUGUAGCCACUCAUACUAUAAGUAUAAACAGUUGUUUAGCCUAACAAGUUUACCAAAGUUUAUUACCUAGUAUAAGGCCUAGACAAAUUUAAUACUUAGACUUAGUAGUCACUUCAGUAUUGCCCAGAAACACCAGAAAAUCGGGUAUGAUCCAGUAUCGUACUAGUAUAGUAAAUAGUAAUUUUGUUGUCAAAAUAGCGACCCACACAAUAGCGACCCACACAUUUUAAUUUAAUGAGGUUAUUGUUGUUUCACCUUUUAUAGCCAAUUUUAAGCAGAAUAAAAAAUUGGCAGUUUCUACACGUUCGGUGACCGGACAGAUAGUGUGGGAGAUAUUCUUCCGGCGGGCAUGCCACGCGACCGCCCGGACAACUUGUAUGUGUUAUUAUUCCGGCAGACAUUUCAUGUGACAGUAGGUCGCCGGCAAAAUUAAAAAAAAAAAAAUUCCGUUAUCUUGGUUUAAAUAUCUUAUAAAGCUCUACCUAGUAGCCUAAAUUUAAAAUAUCAACCAAAGAAAAUAAGACCAAUACUUGCCAUUUGACUGUCAAUAUACCUACUAGCCCACUGUCUUAAAUAGCUUAUUUUAGGCUAUUAAUAUUGAGUGAGAAGUACGCACACUAUAUUGGCCCUAUAUUAAGAUGUAGGGUCUAUUUCUUUGUGAACAUUUGAACUCCUCGCCUUAAUUAUUUAUCACCCUCACUAUCAUUUUUAUCCUUUCUCUCUCACUCUCAGUAUUUUUUACUUUUAGUAUGCAUUGCUUCCCCCUCCCUCCACUUAUUUCUUGAAAUGAAGUGUAUACUUGUCACCCACCUGCAUCUUUGACGCCAGUUUUAUGAUCGACUAUUAGCGGCCAUGUGACAAGGCUGACAGAUAGUUAUCUCGCCCAACUUUGUUACGGCAGUCAUGUGACCUGGUCGCUGGACGAAAAUCUCUAGAACUUAUUCGUCCAGUCGCCGGUAACGUGACACGGCUGACGGACAGAUAUCUCGCCCAACAUUGUUACGGCGGUCAUGUGACCUGGUUGCCGGACGAAUAUCUCGAGAACUUAUUCGUCAGGUCGCUAGACAUGUAGACACUUCAUAAAACGUAAAAAAUUCUACUUCCACAAAUUACUUAGAGCUGACAUCUUGCUAGUUCUAUUGAGAAUUCAAUUGAUUAUUUUUUUCUAAGUUAAAAUUGAAAGUUGAAGUUAAAAAUAGGUAAAUUUUACUGAUCAUUAAUAAAAAAAAACAACAAAAUACUGAUCAAAUUAAAAAAACAGGUUUCUUUAAUUUAUAACACUUAAUAAUGAGUGUAGCCGUAGGCUGUGGUCAAAAUAAAAAUCAAAGAGAUCACUCUUUAGUCUCUGUGAUUUUUCAUCAUGCCCUGCAUGCUUGGAUAUUACCUAUUAUCGAUAGUGGCCACGGGGUAGUAGAUAAUUCAUUUAAUUGUUUAUCCACAAUAUAAAUUAUUGGAAAGAUUAAUAAUUACUAAUUUUAAAAAAGAAAUGUUUUAUAACUUAAAUAAUUAUUAUUGGCUUAUCAAAUAUCAGUGAUUUUAAUAUUGGGUUUGGUCCCCUUAGACAUGGGACAGAUAACCCCUUGAGCCACUUGUCUAUCAUUUAGAAAGGCCUAAUAAAAGCGUUUUCCUAGGGGAUAAUAUUUGUUUGUGGAAAUAAAAUUUAAUUUUGCAUAAAAGAUUACAACUCUAGUUUGUAGACAGAUUCAAAGAAUUAAUGAUUAAACUGUAUGAAGUGCAUCGAGACGACUUUAAAUUGACAACUGAAAAUUUAAAGAUAAAUGUGAUAACUUCACAAAUUAUGUUUCGCCAGAAUCAGAGCAAUAAAGAAACUUAACUCUCAAACAUGGUUUGUUUUCUGCCAUUUUUGCAUCCUUUUGGUUCCUUUGCCAUCUUACUGGUCCUUUAAUGAAGAACAUAGUGAUAAUAACAUGUUAUAUAUCAUUGGAUUCAAAAUUCAAUGAUCUAUUAUUUGAUACCAAUUAUGAGAUCACAGAUAAUCCUGGUUUUGAUUUAUGGCUGAAAGAUUAGGUUUUUAGGUGUGCUAAAUUUUCACAAAAAUGUAAACAUACCACAAACAGGUAGAAGCAAAAACAUAAGUAUUGCAUCCUAAGUUAAAAUGUUUAUUAUUAUUAUAUUCAUCAAUGGUUCCAUUUUUACAACACAUAAAAAUUUCAAGCAAUUUUAACAACCUUUGUAUUUAUUUACACCCUUUUUAAAAAUACAUUCAUACAUUUUUACAAAGAGUUAAUUUUCUUUCUUUUUUUUUUUUUUUUAAUAUAAAAAAUUAAAGAAAACAAGUCAAGUAUUUCACAAGAGAAAUCCUAUUAUUAUUAAAAAAUGAUAUACAUGGUAAAAAUAAUUUUAAAAUAUUUUUUAAAAAUAUACCACAUUGGGUACAAAUAAACAAAUAUCAGUGUAACAUAUGACAAUUUCUGUUUUCCAGAAAACUCAUAUAUUUAACAAUGGCAGCACAUUAAGUCAUACAUUUUCUCUCUAUUCUAUAAACCCAAUAAAGAUUUCAUCUUAUAUCUUUACUGUAAGUAACAAUUCCAGUUUUAACAGCAUGCUUUUGCUGAGUUAAAAUCAUUCAUAUUGCUGCAGCAGAAACAUGAACAUUGUCAACAAACUUUGUCACCGCCUGAUUACUGAAGAACUAAUAACUAAAAAGACUAAAGCUAUCAGUGUCAGAUCUUUUUAAUUAUUCAAGACACACAUUUUGCUUUCUUCAGAUUAAAAUAAAUAUGACUCUCAGCUUACUAAUAAAACUAGAAAAUUAUUUAAAAUGAAAGAAUAAGUCUCUUGACAGUCUUGGCCACUGUUGUUUUCUUCUACUAACCAUAUUGUCCAUAGCCAUAUUAUUUUUAUUUAUUCCAAAGCUGAUAUCUUUUAUCAACUAAUUUUAUCACAACCCAAUCAACUAGAUUGAAUCUGCAAGAACCAAUAAUUCAUUUACAGUUAUGCUGUUCCAUACCGGUAUUGUUUUACAUUUAUGAAAAGAAUAUGUCCUGUCCUCUCCUGCUUCUCUUGAUUAUUUUUUAUGGUUACUCCAGGGACCAUAUCUGCAUGCAUGUCCAUUUCAUUGGGUACAGAUGUAAUUAACUUUACCUGAUUAUCAGCAGUUUACUCUGUUUUUUUCUUUUAGAAUCUUACUGUUUAGUAUAGGCCUGUAUUUGCAUGUAGGCUAGAAGUCUAAUGAAUGUUAAAAAUUUUGUUUAUCAGUUGGAAGUCCAGUUUGAAAAUCAAGUUGGUUUAGUUGCCAUAACAUUGCAGCUGUAAUUGUAUAUACAUUUACAAAGAAUCUCCAGCCUUUAUGAUGUAAAUUGAAGUUGAAAAGUGAUAAAGGUGAAUGUACUCCAAAUCUUGUCUUGUUUUUGACAGGUUUCAGUUUUUAGCUCAGGUCUCAUGACAGGAAUAUCAUUGCCAUGAUGAUUGAGUUGCUCAAUAUCCUAGUCACCAGUCUGAUACUGUAAAAUGAUAAUAGAAUUUAAACCUUAGAUUUAGGCUUCGAUCUUAAAAUUUAAAAAAAAAAAAAAAAAAAAAAAAAUAAAAAAAAAAAAAAAAAAAAAAAAAAAAAAAAAAAAACUAAAAGCAAUUUAAAAUAAUAAAAAAUCAAAAUUAAAAGCUUUUUUUAAUUCAGAAUAAAUUAUAGACCGUAAAAUCAUUGCCUUCCCUUAGCAUAUCGAGUGUAAACAAAGGAAAUUUUAAACUAUGCCAUUGUAGAAAGAAAAAAAAAAAGCUAAUAAAAUAGAAAAAAGAAAUUAAUAUAAGUAAGCUUAAAUACAUAUUUUCAAUAUUUAUGAAGCCCUCUGUUACAGUAUAUCAAUGUAGAUAUAGUUUUCCCACUAAUUACACAAAAUUUGAGUGCAUUUUUACCUGUCAUAACAAAGAAAAAAAUCUUACAGCUGAUAGCAAACUUUGGAUCAAGCAAAAAUACACAAAAACAGCAUGUCUUCUACUUGUUUUUAUCAUGCUAAUAUCAGUUCUUGGCUUAAAAUAUAAUGAACAAUAUCAUUGGAAGAUAAAUGUUGAAGAGUUUUUGUGUCAUUUUACGCUACCAGCCUUGAGUAAAGUUUCACAGGAUUAGCAAAAUGACUGACAAAAAUGGUGUCAUGAACAAAACUGAAACAUGAUGUACAGCCUAAAUUUUUGAAAAUUAAAAAUUAAAAUUUAUCCUUAAAAUUAUAUUUUUAACAAAUUUAUCGACAAAUUUUUAGUUGCAAGUUAAAAAUAACUUUGGUAUGUAAAAGGUGAUAAAAAAAAUCAAGUUAUAAUCCACCGAUCACUUGUGAUAGAAAAUCCAAUAUAAAUUACUUUGAGAGUUAAUUUGCAAUUAUAUAGUUAAUCUAGUAUUUUAGAUUCAUAAUCAUUGCAACAAUAUCAAUAUGCUUUUAAAUUCUAAUUUCCAUCCGUUAUCUGUAUUCAAAAUUAAAAUUUCAAAUACAUCUAAAAUGCUCAAAAAGCAUAUUAUUGGAAAAGGCUGGCAUUUAGCUUUCCAUUGACAUCAUGAAUAUUUUUUUAAUCACUUGUUUGUAGAAGAAAUUUUAUGAAUUUUUUAUCGGCCUUAUGUGAGCCAUUUUAGGCCUAACACUAUAAUCUUUCUUUAAAAUUUAGUUUUUAACUUUCUUGUUUUCAAAAGUGUAGCAAUCAAAUUAUGUGGAGACCCUAAAAAAACAAUCUUUAACAAAAUAAAAUGCAUAAAUUGUGAAUAAAUAUAUUUUUUUUCUUUAAUUAAUAUGAUCAGAUAAAUAUAUGGUGUAGUUAGUAUUGACAUUUGUAAAAACCCAUACUUUUUAAGAGUAAUAUAAAAUAGUCUAACUGUUACGAACUGUUAUCAAUAGGGAGAAAUUAAUCUUUUAUUUAAGUAUAAGGCUCGUUCUAAAACAGUACACAACAAAAGACCAUACCAAAUGAUAAAUACUAUAAUUACAAUUAUUAAGUUUUAUUAAGUUAAUAAUAAUAAAUUUCAAAAUCAAAAAGAAAUAUAAUUAAAACUAUUGACUUACAGAAUAAUAAUUGGCUCGUACCGGUACAAUGUUGAAGAAAACACAAUGUGCAAAAAAGGUACAAUGAUGAAUGGAAAUCUACACAUAUACAGUAAACAAAGCUUUCUAGCAAAAAUACACAUUCAAAAUAACUCAAGUUUGUCAUCUGCAUCUGCCGUGUCAAUACAUCGGCUUAUAUACAGCCUGUUUCUUAUAUCCUUCGAGAACAGAAUAUGCAUUGUAAUCAUGUCUCCAACUUUCCACUAAAUUCUAAUAAAAACAGACCAUAUAUUAGGUUGGUAACCGAGGUCAAAUUAGUAAGCCACACCCUAAUAGUGCAGUGCAGCCGAAUAGGGGUCAGCUUAAGUUCAUUCACCAGAAAAGAUACAUAAAAGUAAAAUGGGACGCCUAUGUAACACUAACUAUUCAAUUAAUGCUGCUAUUGAAAUAAAUUUUACACAGUAACAGUGUCCAGUUUUAGUUAAAGACAUUUGUUAAAUAUUACUUCCCAUAUUAUAAAUAAUUAAAUUAAUAUAAAAAUAAAGAAUAAUUUACCUCCUCAUUAAAAAAAAUUAUAUAACCAAAAGCUGCCGCAGCCGACAUAAUUAUAAGGUGAGGUAUAAAAUAUAAGUGAGGCCCCUGGCUUACUUACAAAAAUGGAAUACAAUUCUUUUUCAUCCUUCGCAUCCGAAAAUGACCAAGGCUAUAUUCGACUGGUGAGUAAACAGAUCGGUUUUGAGUCCUAUUGGUGCCAGGAUAGAUUGCCAGCAUGUAAGACUCUAUUGUUUUUGUGUCCUAGUGGUAUUGGAGGCUAUUCGACUUUUCCUUGAUGUGUGUUUUGUUUGGAUGUAAAGGGUAUGUUUAGGGGCCAUCCAUAUAAUCCAUACACACUGAGGGGGAGGGGGUUGUUGAUUUUGCAUUCACGUGCAUAUAAUGGUGAAGAGGGGUCUUGGCAGAAAUUAUGUGCUGUAAAUUUAUUAACAAAUUCUGCAAUAAUUUUCCUGAAAUUCUGACAGUCCUUGAAUAGCACAUUGAAAGCUAUAACACUAGUAGAAGAAGCGGUGCCCUAGGAAAAUUCUGAAAAUGGUGCCCCACAAUAUAUAGAAAAAUUGCCAGUAAAAAGACACUUUUUGAUGUAACUUGUCCUUUUUGAUGUAACUUGUCCUUUUUGGAACAUGGGAUCUUAUAGUUUCAGUUAAGGUUCAAUCUUAUGAUUAUUUUGGCAUGUCCUUGAUGUUGGCACCUGGGACAAGCAUCCCUUGUCAUGGCCCAGUCUGAGGGCGAUGCGGCUCUUCAGGGCCAUGCAGUAUAUAUUCUGUGAACCACUGGGCAUGCCAUAACGGACAGCGGUAAAAACUUAUGACAGAAUAAUUUUUACUGUGACAUCAUAAUCGCCUAUAAAGAAAUAUAUUUUGAUGGUAGUUUUUUGUUGUUUUAUUUUUUGGAUGAGGGGUUGAAAGGGGCUAUCUAUAAAGUAUCCAUGCAGGGGGGGGGGGGAAUUUUGACUUUUUUUAAUGUACAUAUUAUAUUGAUGGUCCCUUACUCUGAAUAAUUUAAAUUAUUUUAUUAAUACAUCUCAAUCACUCAAACAAGUCUGAAUAAAGGAGUGGUGUAAAAGCAAGUCUCAGUUGCACAACUUUAUAUAUAAAGAAGGGUCUUCACUGCCCAACAUACUUUUUGCUUUUUGCUCUUUCUGGUUUAAGUAGUUCUAAUUUUCUAUUAAAUUUGUGAAGAUAUUGAUAAUUAAAUUAUUAGUGCACCUACACCAACCUGCAUGCUUCUGUUAUGAAAAGAAAUAUAACUUAAAUAUUUUUAAAUCAAUACAUGUGUUUUGAUCAUUUCCAUUUGGCCAUGGUUUCAUGUGAUUUUGAACCUGAAAUCUUAAAACCCAUUUAAGUAGCUCUAAAUAAUCAGUACUUCUUUUUGUUGUUCUUUUUGUUGUUCUUUCCCAAUGAAAAAAAGUAGAUUAUAUAGAUAUUCUUACAUUGCUUUAGUUCUUUGAUUUGUAAAACUGUAAAAAAAAUUUGUUGUCCAUCUUUUUCCAUAAUAAAAAAAAAAAAUGUAAUGUUAUAAAACAAAUUUUAGGUCAUCUACACCAGUGCUCCGCAGCCUUUUCCCCCUCACUGCACUUCUGGACUCUUCCCAGAUUUUCGCGGCACACCAUGAUUAAGAAAAUUGUUUGCUUUUGUUUACAUGGUGCAUGAAUAUUUUUUUUCUCUCUCAAAUAGACAUGAAAUUAAUGUGAGCAGGUAGAUUUUUGUUUACCAAGUUAUAAAACAUAAAAAGUUUUCACUUUUUAAGAACAGAAAUUUAAGGGAAACUGCCUUGUCACCCUCUUAGUUUGUUUGUUUUUUGUUUUUUUGUGCAUACAACUGCUUGUAUCCAUGUUUAAAACUGUAAUUUUUUUCAUUUAUUUCACAAAUUCUGAAGGCCAUUGCAUACUGAUUUAUCUCAUAGAAAUGUUCCCAUUCAAAAACACAAUUUCUUUUUUUUUUUUUUUGGUUGUUGGGGUAAAAAUGUUGUUUUUUUUUUUAAUAAUUUUGUUGCACACUCAGAUCAACACCUGUUUGACUGUUUCAACAAAUCAGAUGAAAUAGUUUGGGUACUACCCUUCAAUUUCUUUUUUUUUUUUUUUGGUUGUUGGGGUAAAAAUGUUGUUUUUUUUUUUAAUAAUUAUGUUGCACACUCAGAUCAACACCUGUUUGACUGUGUCAACAAAUCAGAUGAAAUAGUUUGGGUACUACCCUCUGCCUUGACAGGAUGGGGUUUAGUUUGUGUUAGAUUUGUUUUCAAUUAUUGGCGAUGAAAUGUUAUUGGGUAGUGUAAAUAAUUUUUAAACACCAGUAACCAACACCUAAGAGUAUUAUACAGUACAGGCUGAAAAGAUGUGAUCAGAGGUCAAAGUCAGAGGGAUGUACUUUACUCAGGGCUUCAGAAACCAUGAAAGGUUGACUUGGUCAUGAGAAACACCAAAUUUAAACAUGCAUCUGUGCUGUGCUAUUUGACUUCAAAAGUUUGACAGCUUGUUAAUUAGCAAAUCAUUGUCCUUCUGUUUCAACAAAUUAAAAUGUCUCCUGGAGUUUUUCAUCCCCCACCCUGGGGGGAAUUUUGCCACGGCACAUCUUACAUCAUACUGUGGCACACCAGCAAAGUUUUCUUAUUUUUUUUAUACCAUAUAUUUGAAUUUCAAAUUACAGGCCUUAGACUUGAUAUAUUUUUAUCAUGAUGCCAUGUUAUUAAACUAAAGUUUGUUUUUUUAAUGACAGAAAAUCAAAUGCUCCAGAAGAGGAAGUUAAAGUUGUUAUCGCUCAGGUCAGUUACUUCCUAGUUUUUCAAUUUAAGUCUGUUAUUUUGGUGUCAGGUUAUUUUAACUGAUUAAAAAUUUGCUUCAAUGUUGUAAUUUUUGUUUGCCAUACUCAUAGGCUUAUCUUUUUAUUUAUAUAUAUAUAUAAUGAUUCAUAACAACAUUCCUGCAUAGUUAUAUUAAGACAUCCAUUUGUCUGAAUAAAUAAUUUGUUUUGUUGCAUCAACUCAUAUCUUUGCAUAUAUCCCCAUUGGGGAAAUACUUAAAUAUCUGUAUUUUCUAUCUUCUUCCAGCAUGGUCAGAAGAAAGAGAAGGCUGUUGUCAAUUCUGUGUUUUUUGCGUAAGUUUUAAAAUCCUUCAUCCUGUCCCCAAAUAUUAAUUUAUUCAUUUGCUUGAAUUAUGUUACAGAAUUUUUUAUGACUUUACCAAGAUACAUUAAUGUUAAAUGUUUGAAUGGCUAAUUUUAUGCUGCCAUGUUGACAUUUACUUUGUAAAAAUUAUGAGCCUCAUUACGAGAAAAAUCUUAUUCAUGGCAUAAAUUAUAUUGGGAUGAAUAAAUUAUUAAGAUUUGUCUUACGUUUGAAAUGAGUCCACUUUGCUUUGUGGGUUAACCCCCAAUAUAACUUAUAAUACAUAAUAAUAAAAACAAUGGUGAUUUCUGGUUGAAUGUGAAGGAUCACAAAUAAUCAUUUUCUCUGUAUGUAUGUAUGGCUGUGUUCACUAGGCACACAAAAUAAAAUUACCAGAAAUUAGCUCUAAUUGGGAUUAUAAUAAAGUGCGGUACUUGAAUGCAUGUUCUGUCUUGUCCAGUAACUGAGGCAGGCUGGAUUUUCAUGCAUUGCUGAGGCCAUUGUUUGAAGAGUGAUUUCUGAUAUUAUAAUACUCUGCACAAAUUCAUUUUCAGACGUCUGGGCAAAAUCUUGAAGGUGCUGAUACCUGGUGUUUUUACUAAAGAAGUGAGUCAACUUAGAAUUUUUAAGUGUGUAUUUUACAAACUUAAUAAACACAUUUCAGCUGUUAAAUUAUGUUAUUACAUGUAACUUAUUACUAUUUCACUGUUUAUCCUGAAAGGCGUACAAAAUUAGGUUCAUUCCGUUUACUGAAAUAGAUGGUAACUUCGUAAAUAACAUUUAUUAACUAUUAAAUUUAUGUCUACUCUUUAAAUGGAGUCAGAUUUUACCUGUUUGGUUAUAUUAUUUAAGUUCAAGCAAAUGACUAAAUUUAUGUAUUUAUAAAAUAUUUAAAGGCUUUUAGGCCUACAAUGUUUUAGCAGCUAUCUAACCUCAUAUACCAGUACUUAGUAAAAACAGUAAGAUUCAGGAAUUCAAAGUCUCCAAAGUGCACUCCUCAAAUAAAAACCAAGAGUCAAGUCCCAUUAGGCUGCACAGUUUUGACUUAUUAUAUUAUCAGUUUUACCUUGAUAUGAAAACACAAUUCUUAUUCAAUUACCAGUUCUGUGCAUGGAAAGUUUCAUUUUGUAAUAUCAGUCAUUUCUUUCCUGAAACUUUAAAAAAAAAUUGUCACUAUUUCUAUAAUUUAAUGACCACAAAUUUGCAUAACUUUAAAACCAAUCACUCUGACUUUAUAAACUGCAGUUUUUAGAUGGAUCCUGCUGUUUUUCUAGCAAUUUCCAUUAAUCUGUUACUGACUUGUGCAAGAAGUCGUUGAAAUAUGUUGUGCUAUGUGAUGAAUCAUAACCAGGCCUAAUGGAAUUAAACAAGGUCACUCAUGUAAGCAUUGAUUUAUUCAUUGCAUUUUCUCACAGACUUUCUACCUGGCCAUUGUCGCUGUCAGUCUAGUGGCCAGGACCUAUGCUGAUGUAUGGAUGAUUCAGAAUGGAACAUCUAUUGAAAGGUGCGUUGGAUAAUACGCAAAAUAAGUAAGAUAUGCCAACUUUAUUCCUAUCAUUCAUUAUGGAAUGGACAUUGAAAUACGUAAGUUUAUGCAUAUAUUCGAUCAACAAUGUACCAGUAAUUUUAUUUGUCAAUUAUGUGUAGCCCCUUUAUGUUAUUGUUGAGCUAAUUUCAAGCAGUAACACGUUUGAACAGUGAAUAUAAUAACUUUGUUGACAUCUGUCAAAAUUGAAUUGCUCUCUGUUUUCUUUUGAUUUAGUGCAAUAAUUGGCAGAGAUGCCCAACAGUUCAAGGUCUUGCUAUUCAAGUUUAUUUAUGCCAUGCCUGUUGUAAGUCAUUUUGAUUUUUCAAAAUCUAUACCUGAUGCUCUGUGAUGUUUGACAAGGUUCAAACAGGCUGGGCAGGUCUGUCUACACAAACCAACAGUUGAUCUUUGCAUAUUACCUAAAUAGAUGAUUCAGCUGUUGUGCACAUUCUAUGUUUCUUAACACACUUCACAAGGUUAUUGCAGAAGCAGCUGCACAGAAUCUUGCAAGCACACAAAAACAAUAACUAAACAGCAGUAAAAUUAUAUAGUGGUUAUCCGAUAAAAAUGUAUUUUUAAAAACUAAAUCAGCCUUGCAAAUUUGAAGCCCCCCCCCUUUUUUUUUAUAUCAUAACUUAAUUUAAGUCAUUGUGUUAUUGCAGUACUUAAAUAGUUAUACCUGUGAUAUCCUAGCAGGGAUAGUUUAAAAGGCAUGUGGGUAAAUGACUUCACUAUAAAUGUUGAAAAAGAUUCUUAAUUGUAUAAAUUUGUGCCAUCCCCCUUCAGCCCCAACUAUUCCUGCAGUUACUGCUUGAUUUAAAUAUUUUAUUUAACACUUCUAUGGCUCUAAGUAUUUGUAAAAAAAAUGUGACUCGGUUAUAUGCUUUAAAAAAUAUAUACAUUGCAAGAUUAUCACUUUAUAGCUGUCACUGUCUAUUUAAAAAGACAUAUUCUUGAGGUUAUUAUCAUGUAUUCAUGUGCCUUUCACCUCGUGUGAUUAAUUUUCAAUCUAUUAUUCAAUAAUUUUGUAUUUUCAGAUAUCGGUGGUAAAUAAUCUGCUAAAGGUAAUUUCAUACGUGUAUUCGAGGCUCUUUUACUGUAAUUGUUUUGUUUUAUUCUUUGAAUUAAAGUUUGAAGAAGAUCAGAUUUGAGGAAAAGUAUGUAUCAUUGAUCUUGAGUGGAGGGUACUUUAAAGUUUGAUGUAAUAAAACUUGAUAUCUCAAGUGAACUAAAUGGGAAUCUGUUAACAGAUUUUGAUUUGCUAAAUAUUGCUGCACAUAACAUCUGUAUAAGAUAAUAUUCUUCUAUGGUAACUUUUGUUCUUAAAUAGCAUGUACUUAUGUUGUUUUUUUUAAAACGUUGAUGAGAUUAAUAUGUUUUUUUAUUUAUUUUGUUAAAUUAAAUUUUUUUAUGUCAUCAAAUAUAUCAAGACAUUGUUCUUUUCAAACAGCAUAGAUUGAAACUCCAAUAAGGUUUGUGUAACUAACUAAUCAAUCCCAGUUUUUUCUUUAAUGCAAUUAGUAACUUUUAUCAGUGAGGAUAAUUCUAAUUUAUUGUCUCUAUGUGGCUCUUUUUAUUGCAGUAUGGACUAUACAUGCUGAAACUCAGGUUUAGAAUCAGGUUGUCUAAAUAUUUGUAUGAUAAGUAUCUCAAGUAAGUUAAAAAUUCAAGUAAUUGUGUGUCUCUUUUUGUCAUACUUAUGAUGUAUGUAAGCUGAGUUUUUGAGGAAAUUUACUUUGUAAGUUUGCUGCCAUAAGUUUUAAAAAUUGACAUUUAGCUCACAUCAGUGAUUGGGGCAAAAAAUACUAUUUAGGUGUGAAUCUAUGAGUGCAUUUACAGAGAACAAAAAUAGUCAAGUGCAUUAUGUUGCAUUUUUUAUAAAUUAAAAUGUAUCUGUGGUAACACUAUUAUAAGUGAAGCACUUUCUUUUAUUUGCAAUGGGUUAAGCAUUUUAAUGGUACUUAAAUUUUCCAAAUAGUCAAUUUUAAAUUAAGAAUAAUUUAUAGCUUAUUGACCACAGGGGCUUCACAUUCUACAAAAUGAGCAACUUGGACAACCGCAUCUCCAAUGCUGACCAGUUACUGACACAAGAUACUGAGAAAUUCUGUGACUGUGUUGCUGAGCUCUAUUCAAAUCUUAGCAAGGUGAGAAAGCUGUUGGCUACAUUUAGCCAUAAAGUUAAAAUGACUUCUGUCAUAGAUCUUAACUAAUUGGACAUUUCUUAUGAUUGUAAAUUUAAUAAAAACAAAGAGCUGGAAAGUGCUAUAACUUAGCAAUUUUAAACCUAAGACAAUUUUGAACAUAAAAAGUAAUAACAUAAUGUUAUAGCCUGCAUUGCUUUUUCUCCCCCCCCCCCUUCGUUUUUGCUGCUGACGUCAACAAUUAAAUUGAUGACACGUGCUGCCACUCCUUUACCCCUACCGCCCUAGAUUGGGAAAAUUUGUUUAUGUUAACAGAAGGGUCUACAUAGAGAGAGAAAAAUUUUCUCUGACGAUUAAAUUUGAAGAAUUUAUGUUCUAGUGGGUUCUGACACCCUCACUAUAAAUAUGACGGUUGAUUGUGACCAGCAGACUUAUGAGACUUACCAGAGAUUUAAAAACUAGAGACAACUUUUUCUCAUUGUGUAUGUGUGGAUUAAUAUUUUUGCCUUUCUAGAAUUAUCGUUAUCACUUGCUGUAAGUUAUUGUUUUUCUUUCUGUAUGUUUGUUUUUAUAUCAACUUAAUAAUAUAAUUAAAUUAAUUAUUGUUAAUUAUCACCUGCUUUGGUAUAGUUUUGCUUUGUAUACUGGUUUUCAGCUCUUUAUUUACAUAUUGUUCAUUUAAUGAGCCAAGUUUUAAAACAGAUUAAAUUUUUAAAACCAUGUAUCAGUAAGGAACACAUAUUAUUAACACAUUGAGUUAUCUGUUGAAAUUGUUUAUAUAAAAUACAUAAAAGAAAUAUGAAUAAAUUUUAUAUUCCUUGGACAAAUUUCUGAAUAAUUUUUAUUUUUUUCAGCCAAUUCUUGAUGUAAUACUCUAUUCUGUCAAACUUGCUGGUGCAAUUGGUGUCAUGGUAUGCAUUUUAUAAGUUGUUUGGAACAUUUUUCUUUGUGAUCAUGAGAAAAUACUUCUCCAUUAAUUUUAUUUUUUACUGAUAGUAUUUUUUUCCUGCUAUUAUCAUGAUUUAAAUUACAUGUGAAUGAUACAAAUUAGUUGUACCCAGAUCAAAUUGCUGUUAUGUCUAAAUCUUAUAGUCUGAAAGGAGGGGAAAAAAUGACAGCUGAAUUUAAGUAUAAAAUAUAACAUAAUGUAAGUGUUAUUCAGUUCAAAGUCAUGAAAAAAUGGUAACAAAAAUUUUUGUCAUCUUUUUUUUUUUCUCCAUCAAAGAUUUUGAUCUAUCAAAUAAAUGAUGUAAGCCUCUUCUAUAACUCCUAACUUUCUCCACACUCCCCUCCUAAAGAGAUGUUUUGUAUCAACAAAUAAAAAUAUGGAUUGAUUGCAAUUGAAACAAAGUGUAUAGUUAAUUUUACAACACUAAUAUAUCGGCACUCAAGGAACUUUGCCGGUUUUGACAGCCAAUUUAUCUGCAAAUAGUUUGUGAAGAGUUUAAAGGAGUUGUUGUCUGUAAAAUUAUAUUUGUUCCAGAUUAGACCUAAAAGACAUUUAAGAAAACAUUUUCUAUUUCAUUUUCCAUAUUUAUAUUCUUGGUAUGCAAGAUGUAGAUAUUCAUAAUAUUUUAAAACUGCGGCAGCAUAUUAACCUAAAUUUAAGAUAUUUUUAUAUAAUUUUUAAAUUUUAUUUCUUCACAUAGGGUCCAACUUAUAUGUUGAUGUACCUUGCCUUUUCUGGUGCUGUAUUGACUAGGUACGUAGCAAACUAUGUUAUUCGAUGGAUUUUUAGUGUUGCCGCGAUCUUCCCAUGUUGAUGCCAUUUCAGCAAAGAACUUAGAAAGAAUUUAUUGUUUUGUGGCACAUGUAACUAGAUUCAAAAUGCCAUUUUUGUAACUUUUAAAAAUAUUUUUUUUACAUUGCAUCAAUUUUUAAAAUGUAUUUAAUGUUAAAUGUCAUCAGGAGAGUCUUAAUCACCCUUUUGUUUUCAAUGUGUUCAGAUUACGUAGACCUGUGGGUCGUAUGACUGUGGCAGAGCAGAAGUUGGAAGGGGAAUACAGAUAUGUUAAUUCUAGACUCAUCACCAACAGGUAAUUAUUCUAACGUUCACAAGGAACUGUCAUGUCAAUAUUUUAAAUUCAUAACAAAUUUUCUAUCCAAAAAAAAAUAUUUAUAUAUAUUUUAAUUAAAUUUGUUUCAUUUUUUUCUCCUUUUUUUAAAUAUUUAUUUUGUAAUAAAUUCUUUCAGUGAGGAGAUUGCAUUUUAUCAAGGGAAUAGCAGAGAAAAGUUUAUUAUUACUGGAACAUUCCACAAAUUGGUGAGUUAAUAAAAGUGCUUUAAAAUUCUAGAAUUUACUCUCUGUGAUCCGGUUAGGUAUGUCUGCUGAUUUUUUUUUAAAUUUGAGCUCUGAUUUUGUCUUGUAUAAUUUAAGCAGCAGUGAUGGUCUUAAGCAUAUUAGCAUGAAUGGGCAGCAGUGAUUAGCUUAACUACCAAAAAGGGGUAAAUUCUGGAAGUGUAUAUGCAUAGAUAUUUCUUCACUUGUCGUGAGAACUGAUCCACCAAAUUAAAAGUCCCUUAAUCUGCUCAAAAUCCCAGAAACUUUCUAUUCACAUUGCAUUGUCUUAUCAUAACAGGUUGACCAUCUUAGAAAUUUCAUCCACUUUCGAGUUCAGAUGGGAUUCAUUGACAACAUUAUUGCCAAAUGUAAGAACACUUACGUUGAUAAAAUUAAAGCUUUCUGUUUUCUUAACUCUUUCCUUGCCAAUCAACGAUUAGACUGCCAGCGUAUGUGCCUAUUGACGAUAUAUCAUCUAUUUAAUUUUCAUUAGUUUAUUUCGCUGCCUAUGGCUAUCAAUCCAAAUUUUUAAGUUUUCAAAGGAACAAUAACUCUUCCUACUUCCUUACUGUUAGUGUUAAGUGGUGUUUGUUCACAUGUGUUUUUCUAAUAAUUGAGACUUUUUUUUUAUUUGUGUUGAAACUUUUUGUAAACAAAGCAAUGGCCACGUUGACUCCAAGAAUAUCAGUGCCAGACCACAUAGGUUGUCAAAUUUUUAAGCACAAGAGCUUUUAUUGUGAAUUAUUGAUGGUGAAACAUAGUUUAACAACCAUGAAUUAUUUGAAUCUGAUUCCAGUGAUGAUUUUCAGCUUUGUGAUGGGUCGGUAAAUGCCAAAUGGUAAUAGAAUAGUGACAGUGAUAGUAAUAGUAUUGACAGUCGGCACUUUGGUAAAAAUUUCAAAACAUUUUUUUUUAAAUAUCAAAAUACCACAGCAGUAUAGACCCUAGAGAAUAGAUUAGAAAAACACCAAGAUCAACUUUCUAGCUCAAGUGGUUCAAAAGUUAUGAAUUUUUUCAAAACCAAUUUUUUACUAAAGCGACAGUGAGGAUUCAGAUAAUACUAACCCUGUUCCUACAAAGAGAAGUCAGAAAUGAGACAGAAAAGAUGCAAGAAUAAUUAGAACUCUGAAACACUCAUUUCGCUAGUGCCAAAACCAGGGGAAACGUCCAUCAACAGUGCAGACAAGCUUCUCAGUGAAAAUAAGCAUCUGGUUGACUAUGACGGGCAUGAUUGACAGUGUCCACACUGUUCAGCUCACAAAAUAACCAAAUGCGGGUGUUAUGUGUGCAUCGGAUGCACAGGAAGGCCUCAUCUGUGUCUUAAAGAGUGCUUCAUAAAGGACCGCACAGAAAUAAAUUUGUACCAAAGCAAAAUAUUUCGUAAAUAAUGUGUUUGACAUUUGUGUAUAUAUAUAUAUAUAUAUGUGCAAAGAAACUGUUUUCUUCAGUAGACAUUAACGUAUAAAAAUGUGUGUAACUCUGUCAGUAAAUGGAAUAUUUUCAAAAUUCUAAUAAAAAAUGGAUAUACUUUCUGGUGAUUGAAGCAGAAUAGGAUACCAAGUACACAGAUCUUAUAGUAGCCUGAUGAGUUCAGAUUUGGUGGCGCAUUUAAAAAAAAAAAAAUAUAUUCAUCUCAUAAUAUUACCAAUAAAAUUUAAACUCGUAUUGUCUUAUUGUUUUAUAUUUUACGUAUUAUUAUUCUGUGUUCAAUUUCCUUUAAUUUGAUAUGAAAUACAGCUAUCUUGCUAAAAGAGGUAUUCAUUAAUUGUUAAUUGAUAAGAGCACCCUAAAAUAUUUUCAUUGGACGAAAAUCGAUCAGGCAUAAACGUGAUAAACCCCCUGGCAUGGAAAGAGUUAAACUACAACAACAAAGAAUAUUUAGGUAAAAAAUAAAAAUUACAUUAAAACCAACGUAGCUCACUAAAUUGCUGAGAUUUUAAAUUAAUGUUCAUCAGAUAUUGCAACUGUGGUUGGGUAUUUAGUGGUCAGCCGACCUUUCCUAAAUCUGGCCCAUCCAAGGCAUAAGGACUCAUCUCACAGUGAACUACUUGAAGUAAGUGACUUGCCUGUUAUCAAUGUUAGGCAAUAAAAAAUUAAACAAUCUGUUUUUUUUAUGUUUAUUUCAUAGAUUCCAAAAUCCAUGUCUUUCUAGUAUCAUUAAAUGUUGAAUUUUCUUGACAAACCACAUUUUUUUUGUGAUAUGGGUAAUUCAAUAUUGGGCAAAUAUUUGUUGGUUUUAGAGGAACUUUCCCAUGCUAAAACAAAGCCAGUAUGCAGUAUUUUAUGUAAAUUAUUUUUUUUAGUGAUUCAAUUUUUACCCGCAUAUUUAAAAAAAAAUCUGCCUUGUAAAAAAAAAAAUGCAAAGAGUUACAAAUAUAUUGGAUAUAAUAUGUCAAACAAACGACAGAAAUUAAUUUUUUAAAAAUUUAUUUCCAACGUUAGGACUAUUUCAAAAGUGGUCGCAUGUUAGUCAAGAUGGCAGAAGCCAUUGGAAGAAUUGUCUUAGCAGGCAGAGAAUUGACACGACUGGCUGGGUAGGUGAUUUUCUUUUACUUUUAAUGAGGUGGAAUUAACCGUUGUGAAAAUAAUAAUAAAGCCUUAGGAUGGAGCGCAAGUCAAAUGAAAUAUAAACGAAACAUUAAACAGGGCUUAAAGGACUAAAUUUGAAUUUUUCUGCUCACACUUUUCCACAGAUUUACUGCUAGAGUGACAGACUUGAUGAAAGUUCUGGAUGAUUUGAAUACUGGACGCUAUGAAAGAACAAUGGUCAGCACAGAUAAUGGAAGAGGUAGUGUAUGGCUGAUUGGCAAUGUUAGGAUACCAGGAAUGUUAAUAAUUAGUCACCAGAUCUCUAUUUUGUUUUAUCAUGUUUGCUGCUUAAUUACCAUAUUAUGGUACAUUUUCAUUUACUCCAUGGCAAGCUGACGUAUUGCUUGUGACCCAAAAGUACUUUUAUGAAUCAGAUACUGAUAAAAUCAGAUAAUCAAUCUGAUACUGAUAAAAAUCAGAGAUUUAUGAAAGAGCAAUAUUCUUUGAAGUUUUUUUUAUUGGCAAUAUGCUCAAGCAUCAUCAUGUUUACAAUUUUUUCCCAAAUUUGUUUCAUACUUCAGGAUCCAGCAAUAACUUGAAAGCCCUGACACUCAAACCAGGCAAUGGAAAAAUAAUUAUCAAAGAUCACAUAAUCAAGUAAGUUGCAGAGUGUCAGUUAACCCUAGUUCAAAUUUGAUGUGCAAUACAAAAAGUAACUUGUAUUACAUGGUGCAUACAUCUUUAUGACAAUAAACAAAACUGUUGCUUUUUUGGGUAUAAUUAUGUUAUUUUGUUUAUAAUUAAAUGCUGAUAUGAUCUGAACUCAAAUUAACUUCUUUUAAAUGUGUAAGCAAUAUGCUCCCCUCUAAUUAUUUGAUGGGAUAAUUUAUUUUAACUAACUAUAUCAGUUUCAUUAAAUAAACAUUUAAUUUUAAUGUUAGAAAACAACUAGUAAGGUCCAAAUUUGUGUGUAUAUUUUGAUCUGUAGGUUUGACAAGGUACCCCUUGUGACACCUAAUGGUGAUGUUCUCAUUGAGGAGCUCAGCUUUGAGGUACAAAUUGGGUUGUGUUUCUCACAUUGGUUUUAGGCAUGAAAUUUAUUUAUUUAAACUCAUUUUCAUGUGAGAUAUUUACAUUCCUAUUUUAUGUUGUUAAAUUAUUUUUUUAAUUUUGUGUUGCUUAAGACCUAAACUAUGUUACAGGUAUCUUCAGGAAAAAAUGUUCUGGUAUGUGGACCAAAUGGUUGUGGCAAGAGCUCUUUGUUUAGGAUAUUGGGAGAGGUAAGCUAUCUGACAUGGUUCUUGUUAUCCUUUUUAUUUACAUUUCUCAUAAUAUUUUUGCUGGAUUAGCCUUUCUCCACAUCUGUACCCUGGAGAGUGCUUGCAAUCAUUUUAAUAAAUGUGGGAAUUGUGGGGAUUCAUUCUUAUGGAUAAAAAUGUGCAGCUCAAAAAUGUAAACGUCUUAACUAUGAUCAAUCUUGAUCUUUUACUCAACCUGUAAUGACUUGAGUGAUCUGACAAGCAUUCUUAUAGGUUACAUUUACAAAGAGUUUUUUAUUUAUAGAUUAGUUACUUGUGAACUGAUGUCUUUGUUUGAGAAACAUUUUCAUAAUUAAUCUGAAUGAGAAAGGAUUAAUUAAAUUAUUGACUUGUUUGUUUAUUCUUGAAUCUCAUGUUUAGUUGUGGCCUCUCUUUGGAGGAACUCUCACCAAGCCAGAGAAAGGAAAGCUGUUUUAUGUUCCACAGGUAUGUCGAUGUAGAGGUGCUAUUAACACUGAUUUUUGUCAUUUAUAUUUCAAAUAUUUGUUAUCAAAUUGCUUUUGGUAAAACCUAUUGUCAAAGCUCAGUAAAUUGCUCCAAUUUUUAUGGCUAAUGUACUUUUCGAUUGUUUAUUCCAGCGUCCUUACAUGGCCGUGGGCACUUUAAGAGACCAGGUUAUCUACCCAGAUAACCAUGCAGAGCAGCUUAAAAAGGGAGUCAGGGAUGAAGAGCUUGCUGAGAUUCUUGACAAGGUGACUAUUUUUGUGACUGAAGUGUAGCUAUAGUAUGGGUUUUGUUUAAGUUUGUGUGGAGAGUGUAUGCCUCAAAAAUAACUUCACCUUAUUUUGUAUAUUGUAAAGAACUGUUUUUUUAAAUAGCGCACUUAAUAAGAUGUUUAUAGAACUUUAAAAAAAAAGCUUACAGGAUAAUUUUAGACCUGACAAAAACAAAAUUAACAUAGCCCAUAAGGCUAAUUAAGUGUUGACAAUUUUGUUUUGCUUACAAACGCUUGGUUUGACUGUUUUUAAAAAGAAGAAUUUUUACGGUUUUGAUAUUUAAAGGAAUUACUUUCUAAAUGUCCUGACAGUAUUAAACAUUGCCUCUCUCCCCCAUCAGGUUCAACUUAACCAUAUAUUAGAAAGAGAAGGAGGAUGGGAGGCUGUUCAGGUAAGUUCAUUAAAGUUUCAAUGUACUGACUGACAUAAAAAUGGAUGAUAGAAUUACAGUGUUAAAUAUUUACAUGUGCCGAACAUCCAUAGAUUCAUAUGUAUUGGUCUCUCCCUUUAUUCUUCUGGUAGGAUUGGAUGGAUGUCUUGAGUGGAGGAGAAAAGCAGAGAAUUGCGGUAAGUCAUUGACCUUGUAACCAGGAUGACUUUGUUUAAAUAAGUUUUGAGAAGACUGAAGUUAUUUUAAAGACUCAUUUUAUAGAUUUCAACUACUUCAAUACUCUUUAGGACAUCAGCAUCAGAGUAGCCACAAAGCAUCUCUAGAGUGUAAUACCCUCAUCAUUAACUUUUCUAUUUGUCUAGAUGGCCCGCCUGUUCUACCAUAAGCCCCAAUUUGCCAUCCUAGAUGAGUGCACAAGUGCUGUUAGUGUUGAUGUAGAAGGUUAUAUGUACCAGCACAGCCGAGAGGUUAGUGGUUGAUUUUUUUUAGUAAUUUGAUAAAAUUUAUCCUCUGUAUGGAUACAAAAUAAUAAUUUGGUUGUAUUUUAUUAUAUUUUGAAAGGGUGUUUUUUUUUUUUUCAUUUGAGGGCCCACGAUCAAUUAUUUAUCAUUUUGGCUCCUGGUUUGAAUUCAGAGUUAGCCUUCUCUUAGAUGAGCUGCCUUCCAGGGCUAACGAUUCCCAUCCACCCGGGGUGCUUGGCCGGGUUUUGGCUGGAAUUGAACUUCAGACCACCAACUUGAGAUUUGCUCAAUUUAGACCAUUUGGCCACCCAAUUAGCCAUAUCCAGGCACAUACUUAAAAAUAGUAUUCUUAAUCCAAAAAAUUUGACCUCAGUGCAAAACCAAAGACAGUAUAAACUGCUGUUUAUGAGCAAGAGCUAAUCUUGUGGUUUACACUUCCUAUUGUUCUUCUCCACAAUUAUUGAAGAAUUGGUUUCUGUUUUUUAUUAAUGAUCUUGCCCUUGGUGCAUCAUUUCUUUGUUUAAUAUUUCCAGGUUGGCAUCACAUUAUUCACUGUGUCACACAGAAAAUCUUUAUGGAAACAUCAUGAGGUACAGUGCUGCAUGACAUCUUCAUGUAUUCAGUUGUCUUGUUGACUGUCUACUUAUUCUUAUUUUUCUAAGUAUAAAGAAGAAACAAAUGUGGGAAAAAUUGUAUUGUCUUUAUUCAAAUAUAUUAUACCCAAAUAGAAAAAGUUUAUGCAUUGUGCUAAAUAUCGUUAAUCUUUUAAAGAAAAUUUUAUUCAGUUUUGUUCUGACAUGUAGCAAAAGUAAAUAUGUGCUGCAUCAAUAUUCAUUUUAUGCAUAUGCUAAGCUUAGAUAAUUUCAUGGCCUUGCACCAUUAAAGGAACUCCACACUGGCAGCCAGUGCGGUAGGCCAUCCUAGAUCACAGUUGUUGUCAGCUCCUUAUCAUUGUGGGGAUACAAAAUGAGAAACUCCUGCGCUGCCUCAGGGAAGUGUAGGGGUUGCUAUGCUAAAAAGCAACAAGCCAGUCCACUGAUGAGGCUGAAAACAAUUGGUGAAAGCUCAUCAUAACCUCUUCUGGUCAAUCAGAAAAAUUAACCCAUGAUACCUAACCAUAGAGAAAAUUACAGUCAUUUAGGAAUGAAUAUAAAAAAUUGUUACCGUGUGCCAUUGAUUUGGCUUGUAGCCACUAAUAACAAUUUUCCACUCUGAUCAUCUCCAGUAUUAUCUAAAGAUGGAUGGCCGUGGCUACUAUGAGUUCAAGCCUAUCACAGAUGACACCACUGAGUUUGGCUCAUGAUCAGAGCCAACAGUGAUAUGAGAUCACAUGACGUCCUUAAAAGAUUAAACUUUUAUUGUUCUCUACAUUAGACGGCUAUGCAUUGGGAAAUGUUACUGAUGAUACAGAAUUUUAUCUUUAAACAUAGAAAAUCAGAAUAUAGAAAAUAACUCAUCACUUUUUAAAGUAUCUUUUCAGUUUUCUGUAUUUUUUUUUCUUCUUUUGGGUACAGAAAAAAUAUUUAUUGUAGCUAUAUUUGACUCCUUUUCAACUGUCUCCGAAUGCACUGGCUUUUAGAGCUUGCAAGUAAGGGGCUAGAGUCCACAUGUAGACUUUGAAAUAUUACGUUUUUGCUCUAUUUCAUGUGUGGAUGAUCUCAACUUAAAACAGCCAAUACAAGACUUACUUCUGGUGGCAAAAAACUAUGAGUUAUGAACCAGAAUUUAAGUCGGACAAAAACUAUGUGGGUGGGCAAAAUGUUUUUAUAUAUACACACACACACUAGUCAGUCAAUGUUAGUUAACAAUUUUCUUGCACACCACAUAUGAGUCGGGAAUUUUUUUUUUAAAUGUUCUUUUUAAAACAAAGAAUUUUAACAUAGUUAUUUUUAUGUGCGUGUUUAUUUAUAAAAAUAUAUUUAUUGUAACCAUCCAACCACUGUUUCUUUGCAUUAUUGUACUAUAUCUGAGGUCACAGCUCCAGUCUGACUCAUGGUUCAUCAUGAGCAGCAAAAUAGGGCUUAUCAUAUUACUUAUAAUAAUAGAUUAUAUAAAUGAAUGGGCACCACAAAUGGGCAUACAUGUCACUUUGUUGUAUUAAUAUCCAAAAUCUCAAGAUAUGUCUGAGUGUUUUUCUUCUUCAAGAUUGUAUUAUGGUGCUCCCCUCUUUAUAAUAUAUUCCUGAUGUAAAAUCAUAAUAGUAUUUACUUUUGAGUACAAUUACAUUAAAAAAAUAAAAUAUUUAAAUAAAAAAAUAUUAUUAAUUGAAUAAACCAUGAAUCUGACAUAGUAAUAUAUUUAUAAGUUAUCUUCUUUUUUUACACCAAAGUCUAAGCCUGAGUUGUAACCACUUUUGAUAUUUGAAUGUUAUUUAUUUUUGUUAGUUUUCUUUUUGGUUAUUAUAUUAUAUGCUUUUUAAAAUUUAUUAAUAUCACAUCCAUAAAGACCUGCAACAGAAAUCCUGAAAUUAAUUAAGUAUUGGUAAUGCCUUGAAUACACAAGUGGGUGGGGUUAAGUUAUAUGGGCAAUUAUGGAUUUCCUUUCUACUCAUUUCUAUAAUUUAUAUUUGUUUACUACCGGUAUUAGAAACGCUGGUUUGCAUGGAAUCGCCCAUCAGCAAAAUAUAUAUGCAGAAAAGAGUUUUCUUUAAUUAGCUGUUAAAGCUUGGAAUUUCUUAAUUUUAAAGUGUUCAGUAAUGAAAUAUUUACAGUUAGUUACUCAGUAGCAAGUUAUUUUAACGUGGAUAAGUUGGCUCUUCCACACCACAUGCAAACAUUAAACCAUUUGGACUAUCCCUACUUGUUUUCGGUAAACACGGUAAGUAAUUGCUGUAUGUCUUUCCUGCUAACAAUCACAGGACCCUUUUGAGCAUUAUUAUUACAUGCAUUGAACAGAUUUUAAAAUAUUAUUCAUUUGCAAGUUUCAUUUUGACAAUGUCGUGGUGGAUUUUAAUAGCUUUUUAUUAGUAUUAUAUUUGUCUUGAUUAUUUUCCACUUUCUAAUACUUUUAUUUCUCAUCAUAGUGCUAAUUUGCGAACUUUGUAUGCUUAUAAUUAAAGAUGUUAUAAUACUUUGUUCAUGUGGUAAUAUAAAUGUAGAUCGGCACGCAUACUAAAUAAUUUAUUAUUACUUAUUUUUUGAGUAAGUGAACCGUAUCAGGAACGAAGGUUUUUUUCUGCCAUGAACCUUAUCCAAAAGUUUGAGAAAUUAUUUAGUAUAGCUUAUAUGCAGGAAGUGGUUUACACAUGCCAAAAACCUUGACAGAAAGUUUCCUUUAUAUGGGUGUGGGAAUCCAAGAGUAUAGUGAUAAUAAGUGUGCAAUCAUUGUGCAUUUAAACUUUUUUCCAAAGUUUAACUAAAAACUAAAAGUGACAUAAUAAGAAAAUAAAGUUUGACCUUUACGCAUAUGAAUGGAUUGAGCCAAUAUGAUCAAUAAAUUGAUCGUGGGCCCUUAAUAUAUAGAUGAAGAAGAAGAAGAAAGUUAUUUAGAUAUGGGAAAAAGAAUUGUGUAUCAAAAUAAGUGACUAAAACAUGGAGAAAAAACAGUUAUAUAAUGUUAAAAAUAAUGCUUGCAAAAUAUGAAAGAAUAAGCUUGGUUAAGCGGACAGCACUGGCCUUAAAAAAUAGGUAGAUUGGUAAAUGACCACAAUGGGGAAAAAAAAACAGGCAGUGGUAUAAAUUACCACAUUGACAAAAAAAACAAUGAUGAAUGAAGAUUUCCUUACAAAUAUAAACCAAAAAGAAACUUUGAAAUCUGGGCAAUCAAAGAGUUUGAGCUUAAUGAUCAAAGGGCAGCUAAGGGAUAACUUGUUACUAUUUAUAAUUCAUUUCAUGAAUUUUUAAACUUACAAAUUGAAGCCUCAGACAUUUCAAUGAAACCAUGUUUGUUAGUCUGCUCCACUGCUGCUUGAACUGCCUUGAUAUGUGCAUAAAGCUGUGUUAAAAGCCAGCCUCUGAGCACUGCAUAUAUAAGAAAAAAAAUAUUUUUAUUUUCAUUAAUGAUUGAUUUAAAGAGACCCUGUGCUUGUUUGCUUCUAUUUAUUUUGUAUCUUAAGAAACAACUGGAUACUUUCCCUGCCAGCGAUCAUGAUGUUUAUAUUUAAAUACUACAAGAAUGCAAGAACUUUUUACAUUCUUAGAUUGCCUUUCUAAUUACUCACAUGACAUCAAGAUACUUGGAAGCACUGAAAACCAUAGCAAGAGGUUAAGGAUAAAAGUUAUUCUUGGUAAAGGAUCAUUGUUAAACAAUAUGAAAAGAAUACUGUUGGGACCAUUGUUGAAAGAUUUUGGCUUUAAAGUUAAUUCCCUUUUAAUAUUAAUGUCUGCAAAUCAUUAAAAAGAAAAUGUGUGAACUUAUAAUUUUUUUUUAUAUCAGAAACUAAAAUCUCUGUAAAUUGAUUAUCUGGGUAUUAGGUUAUGGAGUCCUUACGUUUUGUAAUGUAAAAUUUACAAGGGAAGAAGGCAUCAGCAUGACAGCCUUAUGUAAUGAAUUAUAAACUAACAUUAAAAAAAACAUGACACCAAAAUUUGAUGUUCAAAAACAAAAUUUUAAAUAUGGAAAUUUUUUUUUUAUUUGUGACAUUUAGUAGGUGAUCAAUCAUCUAUAUAUUAUAAUUAUAUGGAUUGGAAAUAAUCACAAAUAGUCUAGAAAAUAAAGCUUCUACUGUAUCAAUGAGAACAUGACAAAAAAUUGAGCAUAAGUCAACAACUCUCGGUUAAAUCCAAGCUAGCAUUUAAAUCCAAGCUUAUCAACUGGGCCCUUGGGAAUGCUCACAAAUUAAAAUCAUUUAUGUAAAAAAAAAAGUUCCUGAAAUUAAAUUGUUAUAUUAUUUCACUAUUUAUUUUUACAAUUCUAAUACUGUUUUAAUAUAUUUUUUUAUAUAUAUAAUUGUGAGAUGAAGACUAUAUAUGUUUAUAUUUAUUCCAGUUUUAAAAUCUUGGAUGUUGAAAGAAAUUUCUUCAAAAUGACAAACAAAAUUGACACAUUUUGACUGGUGAAUAUUCUAUUUAUGUGUUUAUCAUGAUCCAGGUAAAUGAUGGAACAUGAUCAUCUAGCCAGAGUUGCCCACCCUAUAGUCUUCCUGUACUUGAAGCAUUCUGCUCCUGUAAUGUUUUUCGUAUUGGCCUUGUGUAAAUGAUGACAUUGCAGAAAUACUUUGUCAUGUGCCUUUUUUUUAAAAAAAGUAAACAUGAACCACAAUUUUCUUUGACAUAAACCUGUUGGAAAGUUGACUUUAUGAACACAGCACCGCUGCUUCAAGGAUUUGUGAAAUAGUAGUAUUGGGAUUAUUUUCUACUCACGAAAGUGCUGUGGUGUCAACAUGUUUUGUGUGAAUUUUGUGGAAAAAUUGAGGAUGCCCAUGUUAACACACCAAAUCUUUGUUUUUAUCACCCUUGAUGCAUUCAGUGAUUCAGUUAAAAAGGCCACUGUUUUGUGCAUGCCUGUUGUUAAAACAAAUUAUGAGCAUCAAAUUUAAUUUUUAAUCUUUUUCAAAACAGAGUUUUGUAAUAUGAUUUCUUUUUUUGAGAUGUAAAAAAAUCCGUUUAUGGGUGCAGAUCUGUUAUUGAUUUUUUUUUUUUUAAUGUAUCAUUUUUGCAAUAUUACAAGUGCUAGGUGACUCAAUUAUUAUCAUGUACUGGUUCUGUUUUGUUCUUUGAUUCCUCUUGUAUAAUCAUGUGAUAAUUAAUGUUUGCUGAAUUGUAAAAAUCUGUUUCCAACCGGACUGAAUGAAAUGAAUGUCAAAUUUACACAAAAUUUUCCCUUGCGCACACACACAAAAAUUGCGGAAGUUUGAAAAUAUUAUCAUUUGAAUGCAUGGGCGCCCGCAGGUAGGGGCAAGGUGGGGCACUUGCCCCCUUCCUGGAUUGAUUUGAUAAAAAAAAUUUAGACAAAAAUAGACAAAAAAUGUAUUAAAGUAAAGAGAAAAUAAAGAGAAAGUAACUAAGCUGAUAUCCUGUCCGUUCGUUCACUAUACAAAUACGCUACAGUAAAUUAAAACUACAUUAAAACAUUACUAAAACAUUUUUCCCCCCCCUGAAAGUUCAUCAAUUGUUUUUCCCCCCCCCCCCCCCCUAGAAAGUUUUCUGCGGGCGCCCAUGUUUGAAUGGAGUCUAUAACUCUGCAUUUAUCCAGUCCUGACCUUUCCUUCUGGGUCAGUAAUGUAAUUGUUUGGAUUUGAAAAAUAUAUUCAUUAAUUCUUCAACUCAUGGAUUACAUCCCUUCUGUGACGUUAUACAGCGGAGUCACAGCAAAAUUUCCUCCAAAAGUAAAAAAUAAAAAAUAUAUGGGACUGUGUUACUUUGUAAUUUUUUUUUUUUUCAGUGCUAGAAUGCCAUAUUGAAAAUACAGUCAUCUCUCGCCACAUUACAAAUUUUUAACUUGUAUAUAUCUAAUUUUGAAUCAUGGAUUUUUCGCUAUAAGUUAUAAGGCAGGAUUUUGCGCUAUGUAGGUAUUUUUAUAUAUUUAUUAUUAUAAUUAUUUUUGCAGUAAACUAAGCAUAGGAAGUGUUUAUAAGAGUGUGGGAAGUGGGAAAGGUUAAUAUCAGUAUGGGGAGUGUUUAUAAAGCCUUCAAAUAUAAAUAAAUAGUCAAUUAAAUACAAGUAGCCUUGCCUAUCACGGUGGGGUUCUGGAACCAAACCCCCAGGAUAGAGAUAGAAAAGAGACAAAUAUUUGACCACAUGUGGCACUUAAAGAUACUAAUAAAGUAUCAUUUUUAAUUUUCCUUCAACAAGUAUUUGACAAAGCUGGCAAGCUUGUUUAAAUUGUGUGUUUUUUUUUAUUUUAUUGAUUUAUUUUAAUUUUGUGUGAUUUUCAUUCUUUUUCUGCUAAGACUU
Molecule: messenger RNA, 27112 nt
Organism: Lymnaea stagnalis (great pond snail)
Lineage: Eukaryota; Metazoa; Mollusca; Gastropoda; Lymnaeidae
Source: the annotation of a GenBank genome assembly